Maudiozyma barnettii is the source of this 456-nucleotide messenger RNA. RefSeq names its product Fyv7p (gene FYV7). Gene Ontology annotation, biological process: rRNA processing. NCBI's taxonomy places the organism in Eukaryota, Fungi, Ascomycota, Saccharomycetes, Saccharomycetales, Saccharomycetaceae. The record is from RefSeq and is a predicted model, not a curated record. Gene Ontology annotation, cellular component: nucleolus. Bases 1 to 456 code for a protein of 151 amino acids. The transcript has a single exon.
AUGGCAUUUACAAAACAGCAGAGAAAUAAAGAAAAGUUCACCAGAGAGUAUAAGGUACGGGAGAUCCAAAAGAGUAUCACAAAGAAGACCAGAUUAAGAAAGGCAUACUUGAAGGCAUUGAAGGAUGAAGGGUACUCGGUUCCUGAAGCUCAGUCGCAAUCUCAAGUUAAACUGAGUGUUCGCGAUAUGAAAGAACAACGUUUGCGAGAGGGUAAAAAGAAAUUGGAUGAAAAGAAAGAGAUCAAGAGACAAAUACGUAAAAAUAAUGUUCAACAGGCUGUAGACCAUCGUCAGAGACAGAUAGAUCGUCUUCAUGAAUCCAAGGAGAAAUUUAAGCAAAGAGAACGUAGAUCAACGCAAUUAACCCAGCGUACAAGGACGGGACAACCUUUAAUGGGUCCAAAGAUAAACGAUCUUUUAGAUAAGAUUAAAAAAGAUGAUACUUAUACCCGUUAG